This is a messenger RNA of Penicilliopsis zonata CBS 506.65, 1242 nucleotides long. RefSeq lists its product as hypothetical. The transcript is spliced from 2 exons. Bases 1 to 1242 code for a protein of 413 amino acids. NCBI's taxonomy places the organism in Eukaryota, Fungi, Ascomycota, Eurotiomycetes, Eurotiales, Aspergillaceae. The record is from RefSeq and is a predicted model, not a curated record.
AUGUCGGUCAAACGUAAGCCGUUACCGUCGCAGGCAUUACAAGUACAAACACCACAGUUAUUACCAGAGGUACCGGCUGGAGCAUCACCACCACCACCACCACCACCAGCACAAGCUCAACCACCCACUCUAUUAGACGAGACGCGCCAUUUCCUCGGCGGACUAAUACACCACCCCUCUACUUCAACCAAACACGUCUCUAUCUUGCGCCACUCUCACGGCCUAGUCCUGUACCGGGGCAGCAGCACGUCCGUGGCCGUCUCGGUCUUCUCCGACAGGCCGUUACCCCCAACGCGCACCUUCUGGCUCCAAAGCAAAGGAUGGACAGGCAAGACAGGGAUGCGAGCCAAAACGAUGCUGAAUCUGCACUCCUCCUGGGUGGAGGUGACUCCCUCGACGGCCGUACGAGCGGAGCAGAUCCUCCCUCGAGACGAGCGGGCCUGGCAGCGCGAUAUCGAACAGUUCCAGAAAACCAUGAAAUCCCAAAAUGCUCGCACUCAUACCCUCCGCGAAACCGAUGUGCUUCGCAUCCCCGUCGAAGCAGGAGACGGAUACUUCCAUCUCGUCCUGUGCAGUGACGGGAAACGAACGCUCUGCACGAGUCCCGUGUUCAGGCUGGCUUCUGCGUCGACGAGUCCCAGUUCGCUCCGUGGUGCCAGUCUACGGACCCUCCCGCUCGAGCUGGGGGUUAUGGCCGCGGGGAUCUAUGCGUCGAGUACCCUGCAGACUGUUGUUUCGCCGUUGACGAAUACGGUGCAGAACAUGGCGCCCUCGUGGACGGAACAGACGGCGGCCACGACGGCGUAUUCGCUUUCUGGGGCGGAGGAGAGGGUUGACCGGAUGGUGGGCUAUGAGGAGAAUACUCCAGCAGCAAAACAGAUCCAGAUGGCCAAUGCGAUCCGGACGCGGACCUCCCUGCGGUUCAUUGACGAUUUAGGCCAGGAUAGAAGGUUGAAUACAAAUGAAAUACAGAUCCGACUGAUGGGCUUCCUCCGGCCGGACGGCCAGCUCUCCGCGACAGAAGCACAGGAGGACGCAAUUCUCGCUGCACAGAUCCUCACACAUCCUUCCUGGGGCCCGAUGGUAGAGGAGAAGGGGGGAUGGCUUGAUAGGACGAAAGAGCGAUACACGAGUGCACGGCGCCAGGUGGACCGGAUCCCGCUGCAUCGUCUGGGGGUACGGGUUCGAUCGGAUGAAAUGGGGGACAAAGAAGUUCGAAAUGGAUAUUAUAUUGUCAGAUAG